Marmota flaviventris (yellow-bellied marmot) is the source of this 1440-nucleotide messenger RNA. It is a transcript of the gene Rab20, whose product is annotated as RAB20, member RAS oncogene family. Gene Ontology annotation, molecular function: GTPase activity; GTP binding. The record is from RefSeq and is a predicted model, not a curated record. Lineage: Eukaryota; Metazoa; Chordata; Mammalia; Rodentia; Sciuridae.
GGCGCCCCACGUGCACGCAGGGCCGCUCCACAGCUCCUGCCCGCGCCAGGACGCCCUCUUUCCCUUUUGCGCUCUUGCGUGGUCACUGGGGGAAGGUCCGCGCGAGUUCGGGGUCCAGCGGUCCGAGGCUGGGCUGGCUCCCCAGCUGCGUCCUGCGCUCACCGGCGGACUGGACCAGGGGAGGGACGCAGGGCUCAGAAGGUGGCUUCUUGCGGGAAGAUGAGGAAGCCCGACGGGAAAAUCGUGCUUCUGGGGGACAUGAACGUGGGCAAGACCUCGCUGCUGCAGAGGUACAUGGAGCGGCGCUUCCCCGACACGGUCAGCACGGUGGGCGGCGCCUUCUACCUGAAGCAGUGGCGCUCCUUCAACAUCUCCAUCUGGGACACUGCAGGGAGAGAGCAGUUCCACGGCUUGGGCUCAAUGUACUGCCGGGGGGCAGCCGCUGUCAUCCUCACCUACGACGUAAACCACCUGCAGAGCCUGGUGGAGCUGGAGGACAGGUUCCUGGGCCUGACGGACACGGCCAGCAAAGACUGCCUAUUUGCCAUCGUGGGGAACAAAGUGGACCUCACCGAGGAGGGGGCCACAGAGAGUGGGGAAAAGGAGGGGCAUAACCCCAGCAAGGCUGGGGGAGGCUGUGCUUCCCCCAGGGUGCCCAAGCAGGUGCAGCUGGAGGAUGCGAUGGCCCUUUAUAAAAAGAUCCUCAAGUACAAGAUGCUGGACGAGAAGGACGUGCCGGCUGCUGAGCAGAUGUGCUUCGAGACCAGCGCCAAGACGGGGUACAACGUGGACCUCCUGUUUGAAACCCUGUUUGACAUGGUGGUGCCAAUGAUCUUACAGCAGAGGGCUGAGGGGCCGCCACAGACUGUGGAUGUAACCAGCUGUAAGCCCACCGAACGGACCAGAUCCGGGUGCUGUGCCUGACCUGCAGAAGGCCUUCCUGACCCUUGGUCUGUGCACGUGGGAAGCCAGCUGGGGUCAGAAAAGAGCACAAGAAGUCAGGGAGUCUCUGUAUAGUGCGACGCACGAGGAGUGCUACUAGUCACUGAUGAAGAUCAGCGUGCACAGGCGCCUCAGUGUGCCAGGAGGUGGGGACAGGAACGCGCCACAGAAACUGCAGGGCCAGGACAUGGAUGCUGCCUUGCCCGCUGCCUCUGCGUCCCAGGUCCCACCUGCGGUUGGCUCCCGUCCUCAGGUCUGUCCCCUGCCUGAGACCUGUCCUGCACCCUCCAUGGCCACCGUGCUGGGCAGCUUUAUGCUUGCUGCUGUUCUGGAACUUUCACUGUGAUCUCCUUGUGGUCCUCCCCUUUGGUACUUGCACUUUGACACAUUGUGAUAAUGAUUCUCCACGUUUAAUUUAUACGAAAUCAGGAAUGCCUAUUUUAUAUUGGUUGAAACAAUGUGCGCUACACAUUUUAUUAAAGAUGAUUUUGGGGAAAA